This is a messenger RNA of Lactuca saligna, 414 nucleotides long. The record is from the annotation of a GenBank genome assembly. NCBI's taxonomy places the organism in Eukaryota, Viridiplantae, Streptophyta, Magnoliopsida, Asterales, Asteraceae.
AUGAAGCCACAAUAUGAAACACGGUGUACAAGCAAAAUAACUUCUGUGAAAGUCACAGGACCAAUCAAAACUGACAACUUCCCAAAUGUGAUGUUCAAAGUGGCAAGAGGUUCAGUCAGCCAGCUCUACGGAUUCACACUCGCAGACUUGUCUUGUCUUAACCCUUAUGACUGGAUCGUACUCUACAACAUGCUGCUGAGAGAUAAAGAGAAAUACGAACCUAUCAUGUCCCAUCUCAAGUUGAUGAUAAUGUCUUACAUUCAAGAUAUUGGGGAAAUGGAUGUGGAUAUUGCCAAGGUGUUACGAAAGAAGCCUUCUGUUGUUCCUAAGGAAGCUCCAAAGGACUUUGAAAAGCUGAAGCCAAGGAAGAUUUACAAGGAUGGAUGGUUCGUGAUGUAUCAAGCUAGGGAAUGA